Chenopodium quinoa (quinoa) is the source of this 1909-nucleotide messenger RNA. Its product is annotated as transcription factor MYB108-like. NCBI's taxonomy places the organism in Eukaryota, Viridiplantae, Streptophyta, Magnoliopsida, Caryophyllales, Amaranthaceae. Gene Ontology annotation, biological process: regulation of DNA-templated transcription. The transcript has 3 exons. Gene Ontology annotation, molecular function: DNA-binding transcription factor activity; sequence-specific DNA binding. The record is from RefSeq and is a predicted model, not a curated record. Gene Ontology annotation, cellular component: nucleus. The coding region runs from base 662 to 1579 and encodes 305 amino acids.
CAAAAUUAAUCAACAGAAGUAAACCGAGAUGAUUACGAAAUCGAUGACUAACUACAUGUCUACAUCUAUAGUUCUACCAUAGUCAACCGGGACCAUUUUUUAAGUACAUACAAACAAGAAACAAUGGUCGGAACCAACAACACGAACACCUAUAAUAAUAAGAAGCAAAAUACCACUUUUCAAAAUUUUUUUUUUUUCUCCUUAACCCAAAACCCCCGAAAACUACGCGCUUAAUACAGUUACUCAAGAUCUCAGAUUUACGCAAAAAUGUCAAACAGUCAAACUUCAUACCACUUAUAUUAAUCUCCUAUUUUUAAUCAUAUAUAAUCGUACUAUUUUUACACUUCUAAUUAGUAUACUUUACUACCAAGUUGAUUUUUUCACUUCUUAUAUUAUAAACAAAAAAAAAAAUGAACCAAAUUUAUAAAAUUCUUCCUUCCAAAAAAAACCAUAUAUUAUAAUUCAAAUUGCGGCAAAUUUCUACCACAUGGUCACCUUUUUUCUUCACUAAUUUCAAACCCCUCUCCUUUUUUUCCAUCUAUAAAAAGCUUCACACCUUCUAUAUCUUCAUUAUGUGUUAAUCCUCUUUCUCUCUCUUCUCUCUAAAAAAAAAAAAAACAUCAUUUUUUUCGUCGAUCAAUCAGUUUAAAAGAAAUCAAGUAUGGACGGGAAUAAUACAACUAAGUCCGUUAAUAGUGAAGAUGAAUUGGACCUCCGAAGAGGUCCGUGGACCGUCGAGGAGGAUCUUGCCCUCAUCAAUUACAUUGCUACACACGGCGAAGGUCGCUGGAACUCCCUUGCUCGUUGUGCAGGCCUUAAGCGUACUGGAAAGAGUUGUCGAUUGAGAUGGCUAAACUAUUUACGCCCUGAUGUUCGACGAGGAAAUAUUACUCUUGAGGAACAACUCUUGAUCUUGGAACUCCAUUCUCGUUGGGGCAACCGGUGGUCGAAAAUAGCACAAUAUUUGCCGGGAAGAACAGACAAUGAGAUUAAGAAUUAUUGGAGAACUCGUGUACAAAAGCAUGCUAAGCAACUAAAAUGUGACGUGAACAGCAAGCAAUUUAAGGACACAAUGCGUUAUCUUUGGAUGCCUAGACUAGUUGAAAGAAUCCAAGCCGCAGCCGCCACCAACGGGCCCCACACUACCGCUACGGCUACUACUUCUGGAGGAUCGGGCACCACCACUGCCACUGGUGGACCAACCAUGGGGUACACCGAUAAUUUUAUGCAUGCACCGGUAAAUUCUAAUUUUACCCCUGAAAACUCGGGUAAUUCUUCAGAUUCCUAUGGUACACAAGUCUCGGAUUUUGGGGAUUAUUAUGGGAUCCCGGUUGCUAAUCAAAGUGUUAAUCAAGAUUAUUACCAAGGUGACCAAGUGAAUUAUGGAGGUGAUAACUCAUUAACAAGUCCUAAUUGUAAUUAUCUUACUAACCAAGGGAUGGAUUUCCAAGGUGUUGAUAAUUACAUGGAGCAAAAUAGCCAACAACAAUGGUCGUCUUUUGGUCUUGGGGAUACAACGGAUAAUUUGUGGAAUAUUGAGGACAUUUAUGUCUUACAACAACAAUUUAGCAACAUGUGAGUGGAAUGUGUAAUUUGCCUCUUAUUUUAGGAGCCAAAUACAUAGAGAGUCUCCCAAUUGGAGCUCAUGAUACUUAUUUGUGUCAUAACUAUACACAACAUGUAAUCUUAAUUAGGAUCAUACAUAUGGGAUUCAUGAAACAAAAAUCCAAAAAAUAAAAAAAAGAAAGAAAAGAAAAAAAAGAUGGGUAGGAAGUAGUUCUUUUGUAUUUGUGGUGAUUCUUGUAAUUUUUCAAAAAAUUUUAGUAUUUUCGGGUUGGGGGUAAAUUUGUAACUGGGAUAUAAAACUUUGAUCUUAAUUCUUUAAAUUGAAUCAUUUUUUACUCUCUUU